GUGUUGUGCGCUUUGUUCUUCGCUCGUAGGCUCGACGGCUGCGCUGUACUUCUGUGUUGGUUUAUUGUUUGCUUAGCGCCAAAGUUAAAAGUCAAACUUGCCAGCUGAUAUACAUGCAUAUAUAUAAACUCUUUAUAUAGAACAAAACGUAUCGCGUAAAGGUUUUUGUGUUGUGGCCCGUGGAUUUUCGGCUUCGCUGGUGCAUUGUGCGGCUUUCUGAGCGCGCAGGUAACCAAAAGUGAAGCUCUAACAGAAGAGCAGAAAUCAAGAAAAUUAUCUAAAACUCAGCAAACAACACAAAUACAAAAACCAAUAAAUAUUCGCUGAAAACAAUAACRAUAACAUCAAGUGUAAACACGUCACUUAUAAUUGAUACACAUAUUWACACAACAACACAAAACUUUCGUGCAACAUAAACAACAUUACAAAGAACAACAACAGCAAAAACAAGCAAAACAACACUGCAUAGGACAUAGCAAUCACUAGGCUGCUCAGCAACGAUAAACGCGACGAAAAUGAGCACCAUCGAAGAUAUCCCCGAAACCCAGGAGGUCAGCUCCACCACCACCACUGCCCAGCCAGAACCUGCGUCGUCCACGGCAAACGAGGUAUACGACCCCAAUACGAGCAUACCCCGCCCACCGCUCGCCGAAUUGACCGCACGCCCGCCAACACCCGUCGAUGACAGUGAAAUGGCUGCAGCUAGCAAGGAAGUAAAUGGCGAAAAGGCCGUCGCCACGACAUCUGCCAGCAGUGAUAGCAUCUUUUCUAUCAUCUAUACGGUUUUCAAGAAGGUUGCCAUUGUGGGCUCCAUUUAUUUGGUUGGCUAUAUGGGCUGGAGUGUCGCGUGGCUGAUCGCACCGGUAAUAUUGUCAGUGGCGCGCGAUGAACUACGCAAAACUACCGAGCAUAAACGCAGUAUUGCCAAAGCUUCGGCCAUGGCCUCUGAGAAGGAUGUGAUACUGGCGCGCAUCGAUGAGCUGCCAGCGUGGGUUUACUUUCCUGAUGUGGAACGCUGCGAAUGGGUCAAUAAGAUUCUCAAGCAAGUGUGGCCCAAUGCUAACCAUUUCGCACGCACUCUCGUCAAAGAGACUAUCGAACCGAACGUGGCGCUCGCACUCGCUAAUUACAAAAUGAAUGGCUUCCGUUUCGAUCGCAUCAUUCUGGGCACGAUACCACCACGUAUAGGCGGUGUCAAGAUCUACGAUAAGAAUGUUGAUCGCAACGAGAUCAUCAUGGAUUUAGAUUUAUUCUAUGCGAGUGAUUGCGAUAUCAAUUUCUAUUUGGGUAGCAUGAAGGGCGGCAUCAAGGACUUCCAAAUACAUGGCUGGGUGCGCGUAGUGAUGAAGCCACUCAUACGUUCCAUGCCACUUGUGGGUGGCCUACAGAUUUUUUUCCUCAACAAUCCGAAUAUCGAUUUUAAUUUAGUGGGUGUUAUCGAUUUUAUGGAUAUGCCCGGCUUGAGUGAUUUGUUGCGCCGCAUUAUUGUGGAACAAAUCGGUGCAGUCAUGGUCUUGCCAAAUAAGUUGCCAAUAACUUUGAGCAAUGAAGUGCCAGCGAUUAGCUUGAAGAUGCCAGAACCGGAGGGCAUUCUACGCAUUCAUGUCAUUGAGGCUAAGGAUCUGAUGAAGAAGGAUAUCGGUGUUUUGGGCAAGGGCAAGUCAGAUCCCUAUGCAGUGAUCAAUGUGGGCGCCCAAGAAUUCAAAACGCAAAUUAUUGAGAAUAAUGUGAACCCAAAAUGGGACUACUGGUGCGAGGCCCCUGCUUUUGCUGACGGCACUUUGGAUCUGAAGGCCGUUUUUCAUCUGUGGGAUUCAGAUAUUCCCGGUAGUCCGAAUGAUGAUUUUCUGGGCAGAGCCACCAUUGAGAUUUUCAAUGUGAUCAAGCGCGGCAUAGUAGAUACGUGGCUGACAUUGGAAGACGCCAAACAUGGUCUCUUACAUGUGCGCAUGCAAUGGUAUAAAUUGACAGCCGAUCCCAACGAUCUACAGGCGGCGAUAUUGGAAACCCAACAGUUGCGCGUAACUUCCAUGAGCACUGCACUGCUGACUGUCUUCAUCGAUUCUGCCAAGAAUUUGAAGCAAGCACGCACCAGCUCCAAACCAGAUCCUUACCUAAUUGCCAUGGUUGGCAAACAUAAAGAGCAAACUGCCAUGAUUAUGCGUGAUGAUUCGCCGGUGUGGGAGCAGGGCUUCACGUUUCUGGUGAGCAAUCCGGAAAACGAGUCGCUACAAAUACGCAUUGUUGAUCAGAAAACCGGCAAUGAUAUUGGCCAGUACACUUAUCCGCUAAAUCUAUUGCUACCCAAAAAGAAUAUGGAGUUGGUGUCACAACCUUUUCAACUGCAGAAAUCUGGACCCGAAUCGAAAUUGAUUAUGUCGCUGUCGCUGCGCAUACUCAAGCCGGCCGAGAUACUAGAGGAGACUGAACAGAAUACUGGUUCACCAGACUCCUCAGCAGCGCUAACACGUUCGAGCUCGCUAAAAACGCCCACGCAGGAAAGCGCUAAGGAUCUGCAAUCACAAACUAGUCGCGUUUCGAUUGAAUCGCCCAUUGCCGAGGAGCAGGUCACAACAAUGAAUGCCUCACCCGCUGCCACACCUUAUUCAGCUGCCCUCGAGUCGGGCGAAGCGGUGCUUACCCAUCGUAUGCCCGAUAUGACCAGCUCGGCCGGUGAAUUUGGUCUCGGUCGCAUACAACUUUCCAUACGCUAUAGUGUACAACGUCAAAAACUCGCCGUUACGGUGCAUAAAAUCAUGUAUCUGCCAUUACGUGAUCCAUCUAGCAUACCGGAUCCCUAUGUAAAACUCUAUCUACUGCCAGGUCGUAGCAAAGAAUCGAAACGCAAAACAAUGGUGAUCAAGGACAAUUGCAAUCCCGUUUAUGAGGCGACAUUUGAGUAUCUAAUUUCGACCGCUGAACUGGCACAAACCGAACUGGAGGUGACGGUGUGCUCCCAAAAAGGCUUCCUCUAUGGCGGCAGUCCCAUUAUGGGCAUGCUUAAAAUUCCUCUUAAUGAUUCAGAGAUAUCCAGUAAUGGAAUAAACUCAUGGAUGGAUCUGCAGCCGGAGAUAAAACACGAUUAAGCGCAAUGUUUAGCGCAAAUUCUGCUUUUGUAGCGGCAAUGUGUUUGGAGUUAUCGAGUUUGCGGUGUCGCUACCAGGUUAUCGCCGCUCUGUAAUGUGCUUCAGGGUCCACCUUUAAGCUGAACAAUUGCUAUAUAUACCUCCCUAAACUUAUUCUGUCGAUUUUUUUACAUAAAAAUUCGAUGUAGAUACUCUUUCGGUUAUGCUGUCUGUAGUGCCUAUUGUAUGAAAAAAUUUAUAUAGAUAUGAAUAUAAUUUAACACACAGGAAU
Bactrocera latifrons is the source of this 3357-nucleotide messenger RNA. It is a transcript of the gene Esyt2, whose product is annotated as extended synaptotagmin-2. Gene Ontology annotation, molecular function: lipid binding. The record is from RefSeq and is a predicted model, not a curated record. The transcript is spliced from 12 exons. Gene Ontology annotation, biological process: lipid transport. The coding region runs from base 516 to 3086 and encodes 856 amino acids. NCBI's taxonomy places the organism in Eukaryota, Metazoa, Arthropoda, Insecta, Diptera, Tephritidae.